Parastagonospora nodorum SN15 is the source of this 1011-nucleotide messenger RNA. RefSeq lists its product as hypothetical. The transcript has a single exon. NCBI's taxonomy places the organism in Eukaryota, Fungi, Ascomycota, Dothideomycetes, Pleosporales, Phaeosphaeriaceae. The coding region runs from base 1 to 1011 and encodes 336 amino acids. The record is from RefSeq and is a predicted model, not a curated record.
AUGACAGCCCCAACUCAUACAGCCUAUUCCACCAAAAUCGAGGACAAGCAUCAUCACACGUCGCCAUACACAUCUGCCGUCACCGCAAGUGUCAGCCAAGUCGAAGCCCCGGUCGUACAACACGGUAUCUCCCACAUCGAUCGCGACUCCGCCAUCGCCCUGGGCGUUAUCCUCACUCUCAUUCUCCUCGCAAUUGGAUACUACGUUUACCUCCGUCUCCAAUACCGACGAGAGCAAGACCUGGAGCAGCAGCAGCAGCAGCAGCGGCGACGGUCCAGCAUCCCUACUUUACGAUCCUACGGUACUAGAGGACGAGCACCGACUCCGAGCUUCCGCAUGGAGAGAAUGUGGAGUCGAGCUGUGAGGCAUGACUCUGAUUCGUCGACACUACAGGGAAGUGUGAGUGGCGAGCACAAGGGAAGUGGAAAGAAGGGGAGUUGGAGCUCUUCGUCACGGGGAUCAGUAUCGACUAGAGUCGGAAGCGUUGAUACAACCUCAAAUGACCCCCACGGAGGGCCAAGGUCUCGAUCACCAUCUCCCCGCAGUCAAACUCGACGCAAGUCCUCUCACCGGCGCACGUCUAGCAUCGCGUCCGUGCCCGCACCGCUCCUUGAUUCGCUGCAAAGACAAGCGGACAAGUCGUGGUGGGCGGAUGUUGCGCGAAGAGGUUCGACUACACAUGCGGAUCGCAGGUUUUCGGUCCUCGAGCCAAUUCCUGAGCCCCAUGAGAUGGACAUUAGUGAUGGUAAAAGGAGAAAGAGCGAGGCUGAUUGGAAGAGAAAAAAGUCAGUGACGGACAGGAGUGGGUAUGAUUGGACGAGGCCAUCCGUCGCAAUCGACAGAAUCGAUGACAUAGACGAGGAAAUCGACAAAGACGUUAUUGCAGAAGGGAGUGUAUGUAGCGGAGCGAUUAGGCAAGAUGGGUUCACAGACAUCAGGUCGAAUGUGGGAAACAAAGGUAGAGGACCCCACCAUCAGGUACAAGUUUCCGAGGGCCGUGGGUCGACAUGA